Messenger RNA from Brassica napus (rape), 1279 nucleotides. Its product is annotated as extensin. The record is from RefSeq and is a predicted model, not a curated record. The transcript has a single exon. The coding region runs from base 55 to 1122 and encodes 355 amino acids. NCBI's taxonomy places the organism in Eukaryota, Viridiplantae, Streptophyta, Magnoliopsida, Brassicales, Brassicaceae.
GCCAUAUAGUCGGGCAUCCAUUUCUCACAAAUUAUUCCCCACAAAAUAAAAACCAUGAAAAGCUCCAUCGUCCUAGUGGCAGCAGCUAUCCUCUGCAUCGUCGCUUUUCCUACCGCAACCGUCGGCAAGAACCUGAGAUUCGGGCUAAAACCUACCCAAGGAUGGCCACAUCCGUCGGAAGCCUCAACAAACCAGAUGUUUAUGAGCACUUCCCAAAAGUUUAACUAUGGGGACUCUAAAGUUUGGAGAUGUACUUAUAGCAACGGGUCUGCUCCUGCCAUUUCCAUUUCCAUUUCUCCGCCAACUCCAACAAUGCCGUCACCGUCAACACCAACUACUCCGUCUCCUUCGCCACCCACUCCCAAAACGUCUCCGCCGCCACCUACACCAUCUCCUCCACCUCCAACAUCCAAGAAAGCUCCAUCCCCAUCCCCACCGCCACCGCCACCUACACCAUCUCUUCCUCCUCCGACUCCAACUAAAGUUCCAUCUCCGCCGCCACCUACACCAUCUCCUCCACCUCCAACUCCAACGAAAGCUCCAUCUCCGCCGCCACCUACACCAUCUCUUCCUCCUCCGACUCCAACCAAAGUUCCAUCUCCGCCGCCACCUACACCAUCUCUUCCUCCUCCGACUCCAACCAAAGUUCCAUCUCCGCCGCCACCUACACUAUCUCCUCCUCCUCCGACUCCAACGAAAGCUUCAUCUCCACCACUGCCAAAACCAUCUCUUCCUCCUCCAACUCCUAAGAAAACUCCAUCUCCACCGCCGCCAACACCAUCUCUUCCACCUCCAACUCCCAAGAAGUCUCCGUCUCCUUCGCCGCCAAGUGAUGAUGAGUCAUCAUCUCCUAGCCAGCCAUCAAACCCCCCUCAGGAGCAUCAUCAUCAUCAUGAGUUUCCAUUGGAACACAUUGGAAGAUGUUAUAGAAACAUGGGGCAAGUUGGGUUUUGUCGGGGGCAGAUGGCGAUCAGUUUCUACACGAGGUUGUUUAAAGUCAGUAAGUAUUGUUGCAACCUUAUCGUCAACAUGAAAAAUGAAUGCGACGACGUCAUUUGGGGAUACUUCUACGAUCCUCACUUUGUUCCUCUUGUUCGUUGCACUUGCCACGUCUCCUUCUAGCUAGUUCUUCGCUUCUUUUCUUAGUUAGGGAUUUUUAUUUAAUGGUUUUUUUACUUCUUUGAUUCCGUUUAGUCAUUCAAUAUUGUUGUCGUCUAUAUCUUAUGGACGCCUCUUUUAGUACAACGUUUUAAUUAAUGAAUAACAUGGCUUUCUUUUA